AGUGCAGUGCAGUGCACCUGCAGAGUUCAAGAAAACAACACUUUAAUAAACAAAUCCAAUUACAACAGAGCAUCCAGUGGGUUGACCGCCGGUUCGAUUGCAUUCCGUUUCCGUCUUUCCAACUAGUCCAGCAUUUCAAACAGCAAUUAAAAUGACAAAGCUGAUGGAAUGGUUGAUGGCUGCGGUGGCGUUUUUCGGUGUGUAUUUGGCCAUCGUUUGUCGGCAGGUGAAGCAUGAUGUGUUCGAUCAGUACAUGUUAGAGAUUCAACUGUCUCCGCUGAUACUGCUGGUCCUAUUUGGGCUUUACUCGGUUACGGUGGUGCUGUAUCGGACGCUUACCUUCAACAACUGCGAGGAAGCCGCCAAGGAACUGCUGGAACAGAUCAAGGAAGCCAAGAAGGAUUUGCGGAGUAAGGGGAUGGUACUCAGCGAUUAGAUUUGUAGAUUAUUUUUAAUGUUCUGAGCUAGGAUUUUGAAUGGAUAGGAAUACAUUUGCUGGCAACAUUUUAAAUUGUAUGAUUUUAUGGUCCGGGAAGUAUUUAUUUA
Messenger RNA from Ochlerotatus camptorhynchus, 546 nucleotides. RefSeq names its product Dolichyl-phosphate mannosyltransferase subunit 3 (gene Dpm3). Gene Ontology annotation, biological process: GPI anchor biosynthetic process. Gene Ontology annotation, cellular component: dolichol-phosphate-mannose synthase complex; endoplasmic reticulum membrane. The record is from RefSeq and is a predicted model, not a curated record. The coding region runs from base 152 to 436 and encodes 94 amino acids. Lineage: Eukaryota; Metazoa; Arthropoda; Insecta; Diptera; Culicidae. The transcript is spliced from 2 exons.